CAAACCCAGGUCUCCCACAUUGCAGGUGGAUUCUUUACCAUCUGAGCCACCAGGGGAGCCUUAUAUCAAUCCUGAUAUUUAGUACUAGUAUCAUCUGUCUUUUACAGAUUAACAACAAUAGAGGUUAAAUUAUUUACUCAAGGUCAGCAUGUGAUGGAGUUGAAGUCUGAAGCCAGAGUCUGAACUCUUAGAGAUUACCCUGUUAAGAAGUACACAUUCUACUGAGGUUUGAUUUGUACCGUACUAAGAUUUCCCAAAUAAGUUUAUAUACUAUAUCUUUUAUCUCAAUUAAAAUUUCACUCUCUACUUAGAGCAGUGGUGUCCAAAAGGAUUUUUUGAAAUAACGGAAAUUUCUAUUCUCUGCUGUCCAGUGAGUCGUCUCUAGCCAUGCGUGGCUCUUCAGCACUUGAAAUGUGGCUAGUGGAAUGAAAAACUACAUUUUAAAUUUAGUUUAAACUUAAAUGGGCACAUGUGGCUGGUGGGCACUGUAUGACACAGCACAGAUCUAGAGCAUAAGGAAAUGGUUUAUUUCUUUGGAUUUCUCUGUAAAGACAAGACUUAGGCAAAUCAAUAAAUAUCAAGUAAAUGAAAAAGAAUGAACAAUUGUUAAAGGGGAAUUUUCUCCCUCUUUAAAGGGCAGAAGUCUUUAUUCUACCAAGACUUUCACUGUAAUAACAUGUUAUAAUAAGCAUGUGAUAUAGCCUAUAAUACUUCUAGAGCAGUUCAUGAAGAUAGUAAAGAGGAUCCUUAAAUUAGAAGCAAUGUUUUUGAAAAGCUGAGAAACAUUUUAUAAUUGAUGGUUAGUACUUUAAAAAUGUUUUUCUAAUAAAAAAGAUCACUGCUUAAUUUUUUUCUUGACAAAAUCUGGGGUCCAUAGAGAGAAAAACAAAAGGGGACUCUUGGUGGAAGGAUGGAAACAGUCCAGAAUUGCACUCACGGGACAUUUCCUGCACAAACUACAAUCUAAAGCAGACCUCUUUACAAAUGUUGUUAAGAGUAAGCAACUGCCAAACCUCACAGGGUGACUUCAUUUUUUCACUUAUUCACCACAUAUAUACAAAUGUUAGUCAAGUCGUUCUGAAUAUGGGGCAAAAUGUCAUGAAUAAUAACAGGUACUUUUGAAAAUAAAAUCGGGCUGUAGAUCAAAUCAGAGUCUCUGGAUGUGACCAAGUCUUGUGGCCUGUGUUUCCUGACCCAUACACAACACAGCUCCUACCCCGCUGGAUGUCUACUUACCCAGAAGAAUUCAUCUCAAAAAUUUUAUCACGAUUUUAUCACAGCUUGUAUUGCUAUGGAACGCGUCUUUGCCAGUUUUUACAUUAAUCUUAGAUUUCAAAAACAUCAAAGAAGUGUGAGAGCCUCUCCCUUUCUCUGGAGGUCCCAAACCACGUUCUUCUGAUUCAAUGAAAUCAGCUCUUUAAAUUGCAGGAGCCUUGUUUCCCUUUGGAAAUCGUUUACAAAUAACAUAAUGCCUAAAGGAAAAAAAAAGGAAAAUUUCCAAUUCCUCACAUUCAAACCAAAAAGAUGUAGACCCGAGGUCCAGUUUUAUACAUGCUCAGUGCAGAAUUGGGUAAUUAUUCCAUAUUUUUCAAGACAGUAUAAAGUGACCAGUUGCAACUGAAAUUCCAAACCAUCUCUGUGAAAUGCUUCGCUUGUCUUUCCAGGAGAGGCUGUUACAGCAUAAGCAGCAAGAAGGCCGCUAUCUCUUGGGCCUGUGUGUCUGUCCUCUGACACACCAAUGUUAUCGCACCAGCUGCAGGCUCCACCAUUAAGUCUUUCCUUACGUAAGGGUCAACUUCACGGCCAAAUCCUCCCAGUCAUCUUGCGGUGCUUGUCAUGGGACCUUAGAAGGAACAGAUGCCCAGCGGGGAUGGGAAGCUCACAGGCACCGGCCCGCAGCUGAUGCCAAGCUUCCCAACCCAGGCUCCCUCGGAUCUGUGCCAAGAGUCAGCCUGGAGGGCUCAAUUGCUCGGUCCCCACUGCUGCACUGAUAGCAACGUGGCAGCACCCUGGAUGCUGUGCGGAGGAUGGGAGCGGGAGGGGGAGGUCACGGGGGCCCCUAUGCGAAACACAACGCCGGAAAGGACAGAGGAUGAAUUUAUCGUGACCAGCGGUCCCCGCGCUACAAGGAACCUCAAGGCUUUAAAGCUCGGGGAGACACGAACUCGAGCUCUGCUCUCAGAGCCGUAUUCACUCUAAGAGUGGCGGCCAGCAGUAGGGGAUUACCCGCCCGGGGCGAGGGUUAUGACUCAUUGAUUAAAAAGGAAUUUUCCAAAUAUUUUGCACUUUUGAUCGCAUGUUAUGGAUACCAAGGAAGAGAAGAAGGAACGGAAACAAAGUUAUUUUGCUCGAUUGAAAAAGAAGAAGCAGGCCAAACAAAAUGCAGAGACAGCCUCAGCUAUGGCUGCAAGAACUCAUUCUGGAAAAGAAGAUGCUAGUAAAGUCAUUUUAGAGCAAGACAAGUGUAACAUUGCUGUGGAAGAGGAGUACAUUACUGAUGAGAAAAAAAAGAGAAAAAGUAAUCAGUUAAAGGAGAUCAGGCGUACAGAACUAAAGAGAUAUUAUAGUGUUGAUGACAAUCCAAACAAAACACAUGAUAAAAAAGAGAAGAAGAUGGUGGUUCAGAAGCCCCAUGGUACUAUGGAAUACACUGCUGGAAGCCAGGACACCCUAAACUCCAUAGCACUGAAAUUUAACAUCACUCCCAAUAAAUUAGUGGAACUGAAUAAGCUUUUCACGCACACUAUUGUUCCAGGCCAGGUUCUUUUUGUGCCAGAUGCCAACUUUCCCUCGAGUACCUUAAGGUUAUCAUCAUCCAGUCCUGGUGCUACUGUCUCCCCUUCAUCAUCAGAUGCAGAAUACGAUAAACUGCCUGAUGCUGACUUAGCAAGAAAGGCCUUAAAACCCAUCGAGAGAGUCUUAUCAUCCACUUCAGAAGAGGACGAGCCAGGAGUGGUAAAAUUUUUGAAAAUGAAUUGCCGGUACUUCACUGAUGGAAAGGGUGUGGUCGGAGGCGUCAUGAUUGUCACUCCUAACAACAUCAUGUUCGACCCUCACAAGUCCGAUCCCCUGGUCAUUGAAAAUGGCUGUGAGGAAUACGGCCUUAUCUGCCCCAUGGAAGAGGUCGUUUCCAUCGCCCUUUACAAUGACAUCUCCCACAUGAAGAUCAAAGAUGCCUUGCCAUCUGACCUACCUCAGGAUCUUUGUCCUCUGUACAGGCCUGGAGAAUGGGAAGACCUGGCUUCAGAAAAGGAUAUCAACCCGUUCAGUAAGUUCAAAUCUCUCAACAAAGAGAAACGGCAGCAGAGUGGAGAGAGAACCAUCACUUCAGAUUCCACAGCAAUGGGACCUUCAGAGAAGUCACCAGAACACAUAGAAACGAAGCCCUCAUACAGCUCUGUGUCAGACAAGGUAAAGAAACUGGAAUCUGCUGCAGGGGCAACCCAAGAAUCUACCACAGUACCUAACGUCAGCAAGGAACCUUCUGACACCCGGGCUGCGUUUGAAUCUGUAGCCAAAGAAAAUUCUCUUUUAGGGGAAGACGAUGACUUCGUUGACUUGGAAGAACUUUCUUCUCAAGCUAAAGGUGGAACGGACAAAAGAGACACCUCAAAGGACUGCCUUUCUCUUGACCCAGAGGAACUAAGGAAGACUAAAUCACGAGUAAGCAGCUCUACGGAGAUUCAGUCAGCCCCGAACUUUUCAGGAACAGGGUGUGAUGCUGAACUGAAGGGAGCCCUAGACUUAGAAACCUGUGAGAAACAAGAUAUGAUGCCAGAGGUGGACAAGUGGUCUGGGUCCCCAGAAAGCCAGAUGGACAACACACUGAACAUCCAUGAAGAUUUAGAUAAAGUCAAACUCAUUGAAUAUUACCUUAAUAAGAACAAAGAAGGGUCACAGUUACCUGAUAACAUGCAGAAGGCAGAAUUAAGCGAUGGCAAAAGUACUGAGCCAGUGGGAAUAGACAUCACCCUUAGUAGUUCUCUUCUGCAGACAAGUGAUCCCCUGAUUGAGGGCAAGGAAGAGCCAGAUAAAACCUGGGCAAAAGAGAAAACACCCCUUCCGUUGCAACUGAGCUCCUCUACAGAAGAAAGUAUGAAUAAAGAGUAUCCAGAUUCUUCUUUGGAAUCUAUUCUGGACAAUAGCUGCCAAGGUGCACAAAUGGAUAAUAAAUCUGAAGUUCAGUUAUGGCUAUUAAAGAGAAUUCAGGUACCCAUUGAAGAUAUACUUCCUUCAAAAGAAGAGAAAAGCAAGACUCCACCCAUGUUUCUGUGCAUUAAAGUGGGAAAACCAAUGAGGAAAUCCUUUGCCACUCACACGACAGCCGUGGUCCAGCAGUAUGGCAAACGAAGAAAGCAACCGGAGUACUGGUUUGCUGUUCCUCGGGAGAGGGUGGAUCACUUGUACACAUUCUUUGUCCAAUGGUCUCCUGACGUCUAUGGGAAAGAUGCCAAAGAACAAGGCUUUGUGGUGGUGGAGAAAGAAGAAUUGAAUAUGAUUGACAACUUCUUCAGUGAGCCAACCACCAAGAGCUGGGAGAUCAUCACGGUCGAGGAGGCAAAACGCAGGAAGAGCACGUGCAGCUACUAUGAAGACGAGGACGAGGCCGCCCUGCCGAUCCUGCAGCCCCACAGCUCGCUUCUGGAGAACAUGCACAUUGAGCAGCUGGCCCGACGCCUUCCAGCAAGGGUGCAGGGGUAUCCAUGGAGACUCGCGUACAGCACGCUAGAGCAUGGGACCAGCUUGAAAACUCUCUACCGGAAGUCAGCAGCACUAGACAGUCCUGUCCUAUUGGUCAUCAAAGAUAUGGAUAAUCAGAUCUUUGGAGCAUAUGCGACUCAUCCUUUCAAAUUCAGUGAUCACUAUUAUGGCACAGGCGAAACUUUUCUCUACACAUUUAGCCCUCAUUUCAAGGUCUUUAAGUGGAGUGGAGAAAACUCAUACUUUAUCAAUGGAGACAUAAGUUCUUUGGAACUUGGUGGUGGAGGGGGACGAUUUGGCUUAUGGUUAGAUGCCGAUUUAUACCAUGGACGAAGCAACUCCUGCAGCACUUUUAAUAAUGAUAUUCUUUCCAAAAAGGAAGACUUCAUAGUUCAAGACCUUGAGGUAUGGACAUUCGAGUGACAUUUAGACUGCCUUAAAAUAGAACAUUUAAAAAGACUGGGUUCAGUCAGCCCUGCUAAAGCUAGCUGGAAGACGAAGCCCCAGCCCAGACUGCCUCAUCCCAUCAUAGUGCUUUCUUUCUGCCAUCAUCUCAGAGCGCACUUACAUUGCAGAGAGAUUCUGAAAGGUACAUGUGGAAGGCAGACGAUGAAGAAAGAAUUUGAAGUUCAGAUCAUUGAAAGACUUUAUACUCUCACUUCCUUCAAACCCAUAGAGUGAGGAGUCAGAAUAUUUAUAGAUGUGAGUUGAAUGCAAUUUUUAUUUUUGGUAACUGUGAAAAAGAAAAUACUGUAGAAGUAUAUACAUUCCUUGUAUAUUUAUCAACAUAAUUUUCAUUACCAAAAUGUACAGCAUACUAUUGUUUGCCAUUGAAAAGUUUAGUCUCAUUUAGAAAAAUUGAAAGUGCACAGCACUUAAAGGGAAUAUAUGAUUUUUUAAAACUGUUUUAUUUAUUAUUUCUAGUAUAUUGUUUGAAAUGUGUUGGCAAUUUUUUUCUUUUAAUGUGUCAAAUCUUGAAGUAAAGAAAUGUAUACGUUUUGUGCUGUUUUGGCAACAAAUCCAUUUGAUUUAUAUAGUUUUAUAUUAAAUUUUUUUUGCCCUGAUUGUUUAGGGUGAUCUGUAUAUGUAUGUGCUGCUUAAUGUCCAUAUAUAUAUAUACACACACAUAUAUAUACCCACAGACAAUUCUGAAUUUUUAAAAACUCAUUUUCAAUGUUUAUUGAUUUGCCUGCUGUAGGCCAUCUUUCCAUUUUGUCAUUGAAAAGGUACAUUUUUAGUUAUUUACUCUGAACAUAAUUGUGUAAAGAAGAAUAAGCCAUUUCUCACAGUCAUAAAUUGAUAUUUACAGUAAUGUAUACCUUUAUGAUCCUGGAUUUAGAACCCUGCUUUUGAAAAGAAAUGUUUUGCUUCUUAUAAAAUCUCAUGUGUUAGUAACAAAAAUUGUAUUUUUAUUGGAUUUUUUUGCAUAAUCUUCCCCAAGUUUUUACAUUAACAGGCCUCUGUUUUAAAUGAGACUGAAUGUUUUAAUUUCUGUAUAUUUUAUAUCAAAUGAAAAAUAUCAGUUAUCCCAAUUGUCUUGGUUUCUACACUUUCAAUUGAAAAAAAUUCAAUGCAAAGAAAUGCAUUUAUACCACAAUUGGAAUAAAAAGUAAAAAGCAGUUUUUAAAUAUCAACUCACUUUCACAUCAUUAAACACUCUUUUAUGAAAGUUAAUAAUGAAACCUUGUUAAAAUUUUAACAAAUAUUAUUGUCAAACUUUUACAAAGCCAAAGACUGCUAAUGGAAAAAAAAGUCAAGUAAUAGCCAAAGCUGAGAAAGCUGUCUGUCAUGAAUUACAUUUCCAGUGAUAUUUGAAAGGAAAAAUUAAUAGAAAGUAGUAGUUUAUAGACCUGCAUUUUAAAAAUGUAAACAGUGCUUAGGAUGUUGGCUUUAAGCUGGCGGAAUACUUCCUUUAGCUUAUUCUCUUACUUUAGACUAUUUAUAAAAGAGAACAGACAAAUUGCCAUGUGGCCUCCUGUCAGAUCAACAAUUAUUUUACUACACUCACAUUCCACACAAGUUUCUUUGAAUGCUAUAAAAUCUUAAAUCUGUAGCCUGGGUGUACUUUCACCCAAGUUCUAUUGCGAACUCUUCAUUAACAACUUAUUGGCAGUUGAACCUUAUUAAUCUGCUUGUUACAUAAUGUGCCUGUGUGAGAUCCAGGAAUGUCUCAGUAUGAUCACGUUUACCAUUUAUGCCAUUUGCAACCAUAUGCUAUUAACAAAAUGGUCAUUUUGCAUAUAGUUCACUCUUAUCUACUUUAGUCCAUGAUAUUAUACUUGUGAGAGCAUAUUCAGAUGCUGUGUUCUCUAUUUAAAACAGUAUUGUCCAAUCAGACAUGUGUGGCCCUUCAUUUAUGGAUAUUGAGUGUAUGUAAUGCAGUGCUAGCCCAAUAUUUUCAAUAAAGGAAUUCAUGCAUUCAA
This is a messenger RNA of Odocoileus virginianus texanus, 7124 nucleotides long. It is a transcript of the gene NCOA7, whose product is annotated as nuclear receptor coactivator 7. NCBI's taxonomy places the organism in Eukaryota, Metazoa, Chordata, Mammalia, Artiodactyla, Cervidae. The record is from RefSeq and is a predicted model, not a curated record. Gene Ontology annotation, biological process: response to oxidative stress; regulation of transcription by RNA polymerase II. Gene Ontology annotation, cellular component: nucleus.